CGUUUUUCUUUUUAGUAGCUGUUUUCCCCCGAAAAGUGUGCAUGGGUGGUCUUUUAAUUGAUGUUUGUCGUUUCGUUGGCUAAGAAAACUUAAUCAUGCUCUUUAUUAAUUGUUUUGUGGUAAUUUGAUUAAUUUUGCUUCAAUUUUACUCGUACUGGUCGAUCGGAACUAGUGUUAGUCAGAGAUUCAUCCUGCGAGAAGUGAAGGAAUGUAGCCGUUUUAGUUUUUAUUUGCUAACGAUAGGUAAAUUCUGCUAACACGAAACAAGAAAAUGGCAAGAGAAUAAGAUUCUAUUGUUGAUACGUUUAUUCGCAACUGCACGAACUAUGCGUGGGUGUACGUGACAAUAAGUUGAAAGUAUAUAAAUGCUCGUAUUUUACUCACCCGGGGCACCCAGUAAUUAGUCAAUUGAUAUGCACAUCAGGAGUCGCCUCUGCGAAAUUGUGCUUGCCUGUUCAUUUGAUUUGUGAGUGAUCGGUGUUAUUGGGUUGGACUAAACGAAUGUUCAAAUCAAACUUGAGAAUAUCAUCGAAGAUACAAGGCUGGACCAAAGCAAACCGAGAAGUCUAUAAAAUUGAUUUACAGGACAGCUUUGGCAGUUGCACUGAAAUAUGACUACAGUCGUUUGCGUUGCUCUGAUGUUAAUGGUUCUCAGUUACCUGGAUGCACAAUCAAAUGCCAAAGAAUUCACCCCAUCGACGAACCUAAUAACACCCGUAGACUCGCCGCGAUUGGAACCUAUUAAUGGAACGCAAAAUUUUCGCAUGCAUGGCAAAAAAGGCAAAGAUGAUAAAACGUGGUUCGACGGUCGUGAGAUGCGAUACAUCUACUGUGUUCGCCCGGCUAAGUGUGAACCCAUCCGGCACAAAUCCUGCCUUGGCUCAUCUUUGCCAUAUUCAUCAAUCAGUUUGGAUCUAACUGAUUCCUUCAGUCAAGAGCAGACCCACGACAAGUUAUACCAGUACAAUGCUUUGCGUAAUGUUCCCAAAUGUUGGGCUGUCAUUCAACCAUUUCUGUGUGCGGUGUUCACUCCGAAAUGUGAGAAAAUCAACGGCAAUGACAUGGUGUAUUUGCCGUCACUGGAAAUGUGUAAAAUCACGUUAGAACCGUGUCGACUUCUGUACAACACUAGCUACUUUCCGGAGUUCCUCAAGUGCAACGAAACGCUCUAUCCGUCCAAGUGUAACAAUGACGUCCGGGAGGAGAUGAAGUUCAACGCUACAGGGCAGUGUUUAAAACCACUGGUUCAGGCUGAUUCUCCUGCAAAUUAUUACAAAGAUGUUGAAGGUUGUGGUCUGCAGUGCAAAGAUCCACUGUUCACCGACGAUGAGCAUCGACAGAUUCACAAACUGAUUGCUUGGGGAGCUGGUGUAUGUCUCACAUUCAAUCUAUUUACUAUCGCUACUUUUGUGAUUGACUGGCGCAACACGAAGAAGUAUCCAUACGCACUUGUAAUCUUCUACAUUAACUUCUGUUUUAUGGUGUCAUGUCUAGGAUGGCUUGCGCAGUUUACGCCGGGUGGUUGGGAAGAUAUUGUGUGUCGCAAGGACGGAACCCUGCGCAGUUCGGAACCUAGUGCUGGUGAGAAUUUGUCCUGCAUAAUCGUGUUCAUUUUGGUGUACUAUUUUCUGAUAGCGUCGAUGGUUUGGUUCGUGAUAUUUACGUAUGUGUGGCAUCGUUACUUUAAAGCCAUCGGAAAAAUUCAGGAUCGGUCAAUACGAAAAAAUGGUUCGUAUUUUCACCUGAUAGCGUGGUCCCUUCCACUGGUGCUAACGAUCACAAUCAUGGCACUGAGUGAAAUAGACGGAAACAGUACGGUGGGCAUUUGCUUUGUCGGGUACUUGAAUCACUCGAUCCGAGGAGGAUUCCUGCUUGGGCCAGUGAUUUGUGUACUAUUUGUCGGCGGUUAUUUCCUCAGCAGAGGACUGAUAACUUUGAUAAAACUGAAAAUUUCAAGUAAGGAGAUUAUACCGGCUCACUUUAGCAAAAAAAUAAGACAAACAAUCGUUCGAAUGGGUAUCUGCACGGUUUUCACUUUUGUAUUCAUCAUUGCCACUAUAUGCUGCCAUAUUCACGAAUUUAGAAACACUGAGAGCUGGGCUAACGCUUUGAGGAAUUACAUAAUUUGCCAAAUUUCUUCCACUUAUACGGAUAUUACCGGUUCGUGCAAAAUACAGCAUCGUCCAAGUGUAGCGAUCAUGCAGAUUCAUUUAAUUUGUUUGUUUGCAUCCGGAAUCGUCAUGUCAUCGUGGGUGUGGACUAAUUCGACACUGAAGACGUGGGGUCGGUAUUUUCGGAGGCGCUUCGGAUCCGACAUAGAGGAACCGGUGAAACUGCAGAAGCAUAAAGUGAUAGCUCAGGCAUUUGCCAAACGAAAGGAGUUUCAAGAUCAAGGAAGGCUUUCGAUUUCGUUUCAUAACUCGUACACCGAUCCGGUUGGAUUAAAAUUCGAUAUGAAUUCAGCUAUGGGCAGCCAUGAUCUCAGUUCGACAUGGGCAAAUUAUCUGCCACGUUUUGUCAACCGACGGUAUGCAUUGACUGGAGCAGCUACCAGUUCUAGUCAUGAUCCGAGGAAGAACUCUGUCGACUCGGAAAUUAGUUUCAGUGUUCGGCAUGUAUCAGUCGAAUCUCGAAGAAACUCGAUAGAUUCACAAGUGUCCGUCAAAAUUGCAGAAAUGAAAACCAAGGUUGCAAGUCGGAGCCGAAGCGGAGUGAGCAGCAGCAAGCAUCAUCAGAAGCACAGACACCAACGUAGGCGCGAUUUCACUGCUUCCGGUAGACGCUAUAGUAGAAAGGAAAGUAGCACUUCAAUGGAAUCGCAAAUUAUUACCGCAAUUCAAAAAGGCAGACAUUCUUCAAGCGGCAAUAGUCAGUUUUUUGGAGCAACGAACAUGCAACGAAGAACCGGUAUAGGCGGAAUGGAUGCCGACCAAUUGAAUGAUUUUAUUUCCAAUGGAAAAUUAUUACUUCCUUUCUUACAUCAAUCGGGUCUGACAUCGUCGGAAGAUGACAAUGGAUCGAAUACAUCGUUCAAAGUACAAGACUCAAAGUUCGAUGUAAUAUUAAAACAGAUUGGUGGAGCCGGAACCUCUCACAGCAGAAUCGACACCCACGACGCUGGAUGCCAGAUUGAAGAAUAUCGCUCUAGCGAUGACGAACAUUUGGACCAAAAGCAUUCCGCGCGGGAUGAUUUCAUCGCUAUGAAAGACGGACUCCGUAGCAGCAAAGAAGGUGGACGCACUAGCAAAAAUAGUUCCAAAAGUGUACGCAGUAAAAAAUCUUCGUCGCGCCAAGGCACGAUUCGGAAAUCUCAAAAACAUACAAGAGCUAGUCAGAAAAGUCAGCGCAAUGAGAAGAAAGAAAAGACGCGUGAGCGAGAGCGUGAAAAAGAACGCGAGAAGGAAUUAGAGCUGAUAGAACGUAAUAACAUUGCGGAUUAUUAUGAUACUUCGUUCACUUCAUACUGUUCGGAACUAUCGCCGCUGAACGUUAAUAGUUCCUAUUCAGGAAUUUCGAUUGCCAAAACGAACUCACGAAAUUCGAAGCGUAGUUGCGAUGUUGGCAUCCAAGCAAACGCCGAUGAAAUCGCAACUCAGACCAUGUCUUCGUUCGAGUUUAGUGAAAAAGCCAUCAAGAACGAGGAGAACGAAGAUAUUUAUACCGAGAACCACUCGCUGCUGAGCCACAAACUGAUGCCGCAGGUCGUCAAUGCGGCGAGAAAACGCGAAUACGUUGAUGUCAGUUUGACCGAAGCCGAAAAACUCAAACUUCUGUUGCUUCCAUCCAAGUAAAGCAAUUACGGAUAGUUUACAUAAACUCACUGUAACGAAAAUACUCGUUCUAAUGCAUCAUUUUAGCGAUUAUAUCUAAGAAUGUCAUUGUAUACAAAUGAACGGAUCAAAUUAGCACCUAGGUCGUAGUUGUAGGAUAGUAACUAAUCGAAUAGUAGCUGAAACAGUCUCACUAUUACUAUGCUAGCUCGAUGCAUAUAUAUUUACCUCGUGAAGGUAGUUGAACCUCAUUAAGAUUCACUUUUGUGAACAAAAAUUAAUAGGUGCCUUUUUGGAUGACAACGUGUUUCGAAACAUCGAACAACACACUGGUUUCUUUAUAGAAUUAAAUCAGACACUAGCAUUUACAUCGUUUCCGCCAGAUCUGGAUACGUAUAUAUGUAUGUAUAGACACCACGCAGUAGAAAUUAGACUAACAUUUACAUUUAACUUGUUCAAAGGUCUUAUUUUAUAUUAAAAUAAUUAUGAAUCUGAAUUUAGUCAGUAAUAUGAGGUCCAAAAAAAAUGAAAGGUAAUGUUAGGGGAUUAGGUUGAUUUGAGCUUUUCACACAAAACUUCGAUGCCCAUAAUUUACAAACUUAUAAUGUAGGCCGAGAAGAUUUUUGAAUCUGAUAACAGAAAUUGCUUCUUUCAAUAAGAUAAUUACCCGAAGCAUCGAAGCUGCCUCCGUCGCGCUUCGAAAGAGAAAAAUGCUUGUAGCAAGCUUGAACUGAUGCUGGCAAUUUCCUGCGGAAAACAUCGAAAACAUCUUGACUAUCGACGAGAAAAAUUGCAGGAAAGCUGUUAUCUCUGAAAAUUAGAAAAACUGCGUUUAAAACUAUGUCGGAAGCUGAUUUCAAGAUGCCAAGAUACUCUCAUUAUAGAUUGUGGCUAAACUAUUUAGUAAUCAAUUGCAUUGAGCUUUAAGGCCCGGUUUCUCAGAAAACGUGUUUUUUUAAUCAAACGCGUUUCCUGCUUUAAUGAUAUUUCAAAAUUUUACUUUUUACAGAUAAAAGUAAUUUAAAGUUAUUUCAAUAUUGGAGCUCUGAAAACAGCUGCUCACACUCGUCCGAUUUGUGGUUGGGUGUCACCAUUUCUUGAAAACGAAUCAUCGUUAAUCAAAUCGCACAACUGUUUCAGAAUAUUUUCGAAUUGGCUAUGAGGAAAAGACUAUGCUGUUUAGAAAGAAAAAAAGAGAAACGCGAUCGAUCACAAAUAGAGUCCGUCUUCACGAAUAGGUAUCUAGCCCAGCCAGCAUACGUCGCAAUUGCCAGAAACGUUUACGACAGAUUUGCUACAGAAUAAAUCGUUAUAAUUCUUAACUCUUAAAUUUGCAAGAGCUUAGAUGAUUAUAUAAACUGGUUGUGUCAGUUUCCUACAUUGGUCUCAUGUAGUCAAGAAAAUCUUCAUUCUCAAGACAACUACUCAAAACAUCGAAUUACUCUCAUUGUACGCUGAUGUACGUACGAUGUGAUUGGUUUGAAAUCGAUCUUCUAAUCGGAAAAAUUAUUUCGAUCUUCCUAUAAUUUGGCCUUGUGAUGUCUUCCAUAUUGUUCAUAUCUGUUUAAAGUUUAUACUAGCUGUGUCGAUCAGGUUUUAAGAAAAAAGAACAUCAUUGCGUGAAACAAUCGUCUUUCUCACAGUCAAUUGAUCUCAAUGCCCGAAUCAUCGAAUGUUCCGUUGAACCGAGUUGCUAAAGGUAACAAUCAACUCCUUCGGUUUCAACUAUUGUUUUUUUUCUCGGUUCGUACACUGAUAAAAAUUUUCUUGUUGACAUCAUGUACAAAGCAUAUGUAAACUAUCAGUACAUCUUUUUCGUCGCAUUUUGCCUCAUCAGUGCUAAAAGCAGUUCAAAUGGGACUGUUUCUAAACCACAUAGAUCCAAAUUUGGAACGUUUUUAAAUUUUCAAUAAUUAACGAUUUUCCAAAUCAAGUUUUUCUCAAUGUCACAUUCAUUUGACAUAUAAGUAUCUACGUUGUCUAUCGUAGACUUUCCAAUUCAAGUGUUUCUCUUAUACUUUCGUGCUGUACCAAUUUCCAUUUCCACAUGACAAGGAUGUUCCAAACACGUGAAAGAAAAUGUAUCUAAGUAAGUCCACAUGAAAUUAAAAAAAAAUAAUCGAUCGUAUCUGUUUUGAUUUGUAUAGUGUUAUCAAGUUAAUUAUUGGUUAUUUUUUUAAAAAGGCCCGUGACAGUUUCUCUUCGUUUAUUAUCUUAAGUGUUUAACUAAAUAACCUUCACCAACUAAGUUAACAGCACACAUUAUUCUUAUAUUUCGUAUUUUGAACACAAAUUGGACUCACUAGAAGGUUUUAAAUGUCAAGUAAAAAAAACAAGCAUCGCCACGAAAAAAAAACGGUUGUUACUUUUCUGAGUAUAACUUUAAAGCGUAUAGCACUAAAGUAAUAAUUGAUUCCCGUUUCAAACCAUCUGGAACAUUUGCCUAUUCUAUUUUCCGAAAAUAGGAUUUCAAAAAUGGUUUGAACGAAAACGAGUUAGUGAUAAAUUUUGCAUCGUUAGUUAGAGUAAGCCCGCUAGGGUGUUUUACUUAUUUGAUGGUCCUGAUAAAGACUGGAUCCUUUCAACAGAUGGCAUGAAACUACAGAAGAAAAACUACCCGUGUGAGUUGGAUCCAACAACAGUGAAACCUUACCAAGGAUGCAGUAGUCUGUGAAAUUCGCUUCCAAGGUGCAUAUUUUUUUGCUUUUAAUUGUGAGCCAAAACACUCGAAAUAAACCAGCUGCAAGAAACAGAAAUGAAUAACAUCGUUAACUCAGUCCUAAAUUUGGUGUCUACAGAAACUCUGAGGUUGUUUGGGUUGAAUGUGGGUCUAACUUCGAAAGAUAUCGGUCUUAGAAGAACUGUUAAAAAUAAACCGGAUGCGUAGUGUCACUCCCAAUUCCCCUACUGACCGGAAGUCGAAGGUUUCUAGCCUCGUAUAUACAAAACGUUGCGCGGCAAACGUGGAAACUACUUAAUAAUCAAUAGAAGUAAUGAUGUAAUCGAAAAGAAACUGUCACUUGCUUGUAAGGCUGUUUAAAAAAUUAACCGAGAUUUUUGUGUGUCAUAUCACCUUCGGAGGUGAUUUGCAUCAUACAAAUUUACUUGGAAUUUUUAUAUAGAUCUAUGACAGUACCGAUAACGAUGUGUCAAUUCGCUAUUUCAUAUUUACAAUGAAGACUUCUCAUCCAUGAAUAUAUAGAAUAGAGAUUAGUUCUCCGAACAAUUAUUUUUAUAAAUUAUUUCUUACUAAAAGUCACUUGUAGAUAAGAUAUUAUUCCCGUCAGAUUGGAUUCGUUCUGUAUUGGCAGACUAAAAAUAACUCAUGAUAUAUUGAAUCAUUUCUGGUUAUAAUUCUGAACGAUCUGAAAAACUUCAGAGGAUUUGAAUAACUCGAAGAAAUAAUAUGCCUGGCACUCCCUCGGCUCGAUUUUUUGGAUUUGUUCGACUACCCUAAUCUAUCCACUUGAACAGUGAUAAGAACUUCUGGCGAAACGACUGCAUCUUGUCGAACCCAACAUCUAUGAGAUUAAUCAGCAAGUGACAUUCGACCCAAGACUGAUUUAUUGAACAGGAGCAAAUCAAAUAAUAAAUGCUUAGGAAAACAUUUAUACACAAAUUUUUAGGAAGAGUCGAUACACUCAAAUGUGCUAUAACAGUCUCAUAAAAAGUGAAAAAUAACAGUUUCUAGCAUAGCGAAAACAAACGGAUACUAUUUUUUAUAUAUACUAUUUUUCGGUAGGUGUAGAACACGGUCGAAAAGCAAUGAAACUCAAACGCAUUUAACCGAACGAAAUGGAACCAAUAUUUUUCUGUAAAUUUUAUGUUAGACUUAUUAGG
This is a messenger RNA of Malaya genurostris, 7610 nucleotides long. It is a transcript of the gene smo, whose product is annotated as protein smoothened. Lineage: Eukaryota; Metazoa; Arthropoda; Insecta; Diptera; Culicidae. The record is from RefSeq and is a predicted model, not a curated record. Gene Ontology annotation, biological process: smoothened signaling pathway; central nervous system development; positive regulation of smoothened signaling pathway. The transcript is spliced from 4 exons. Gene Ontology annotation, molecular function: patched binding; transmembrane signaling receptor activity. Bases 612 to 3791 code for a protein of 1059 amino acids. Gene Ontology annotation, cellular component: cilium; dendrite; plasma membrane.